AUGAAAGUCUUUAAAGAGUCUGCUCAGUGCUUGUGGCCGAUCCUUGCUCGUGUUAACCACCCCGUUGUUGGGCAGCCCUUUGUCGUUGGGGUGUUCUGCGGUUUUGGUAAACCCGAACCGUUGGAAGACUUUCUGGGCGAUUGUGUUAGUGAACUGAAUGGCCUUGUCACCACGGGCCUGCGCGAUCCACGUACAGAAAAUGUCAUCAAAGUGGAUUUGCUCAAUGUGAUUUGUGACACCCCAGCCCGCUGUUGUGUACGACAAGUGAAGGCCCACAAUGGCUACUAUGGAUGCAACAGGUACGCUAUUUUGUAUUUGCAAUCGUAACUGCUGUAGAUGCUGUCACAAAGGGAAGCAUAUUGCGAAUCGCAUAACAUUCCCGCAGUACAGUGGCCGUCUGCGUGAUGACAGGUAGUUUAGUUUGCAAAAUCAGGGACCGCAUCGUAAUGGCAGAUCUCCCUUCGAGGAUUUGCCCAUCGACAUGGUUUCCUGUUUCCCAAUUGACUACAUGCACCAAGUCAGUAGGUAGGGGCAACAGGAUCAGGUGUGCUACCAUGUUAUGUAACACUAAUUUUCCUUUGCAGACAUAUUCGCAAACUAAACUCAGACUCCGACGACGAGGACUCGCCAAACCAACCGAAAGAGCCAACUGGUUGGCCAGCUCCACCACCAAUACUACAGUAAGUAUGACUAUUGUAGACAGUUCGUAGGCCAAGAACGGAUGAGAAUUUGCCACACUUGUUUUCCACUUCGUCGAUUGGACCCAGUCAGUCAACACCACUGUCCUCACUUGAGUAGACAACGCUUAUCAUUUAUUACUUUAGACACUCCACGACAAUUUCUUCAUAUGGUUCCACGGCCACAAUUUCGACGGAAUUUAGCCAGCAGGUGCAAAAGGACAUGGCUGACAUAAAAGGUCAGUUAAUAAACACAAAUGUCGGGCUAGUGGCACUUGAGUAAGACAGUGAAACAAUCUCCCUAACAAACUAUUAGGAAAAGGAACGAUUUCCUAGCUGAGCAACUUAUGGCUCUUCAUAGCAGUGCGCAGCAGAUGCAGGCAACACUAUCAGAUGUUGUCAAUGCAUUGCAGAGAGCCUCCGGCGCCGGAUCUGUCACGUCCUCCUCCCUAAAUUUAUCGCUGUGUACCGAGGAGGCAUAUGAAAACUUUCUUCGUCGGCUCAGCGUAGACGACGGUUUUGCAAACGAGGCGGUAUGUGCACAUAAAUAAAUAAAUAAUUUUUCAUUAAAGACCCGUCAGGGUCCCAUCAAAGAAAGUUAAAAUGAAUUUACAUGUGAGUUUUAGACGAGGAAGGCUGAAUCUUUACAAAAUGCAAUUCAUAGUUUCUGAAUUAGUAGUCCAUUGAGAAACAUGAUGAUUGAGGGGUGAAAAAAAACUCCUUACAAAAAGUUAAAAAUGAUUGGAUUAAUUUUACAGGAGAAAAAAAACCCCCAAUAAAAAUAGUGACAGAAAAAAUCGAGCAGGACUGGCCUGUAGGUGGCGGUAUACAACGGAUUGUUGUCGGUCAUCGUCAGGGUAGCAAUAAAUGUCAGCCUUGAGGGGUACGUAUGCGGGUCAGACAGGACUGGCCUGCAUGUGGCAUUGUAUACGGGAUUCGCAAUUGAGAUCGUGUGGGCCGGAUUGAUACACCGCAUGAGACUAUUCGCGUCAAAGAGGCCAGACGAGAGGGUCGGCUACAGCACGCUUCGAGCUCAGCCGAGCAAUGGGGAAGGGAGGUACGACCAAACUGCUAGCAGACGGUGAAUACUGUGGGUUCCGCCGUGAGCGUCAACAGACCGCAUGAGGUCGGAAUGCGGGAGAUGACAUCAAAAACCGCGAAAAUUUUGGCUAUGCGGGAGGAGUGAUAGCAGUGGAUUUAGAAACCAAUUCAAAACAGGGGUUUCUAAUGGUAUAAUUAAGAGUUAACACUUGAUCUACCAAUAAAUCCCAGGAGGACCCUUCUCGAAGUCAAGAAUAUGAGUGUUCGGGAAUGAGACCGCCAACAGAGCCUCUAUACUUUCCGGUGUAAGAUGUUUGCGUAUUUUCGAAUUUGAUACCCGUAACUUAGGCGAUAGUCUAAUUUCAGGCGGAAGAUUAUUCCAAAGGAAGGCAUAUUUGAAAGCAAAGAAGAGACAGCGCUAAGAUGUAAUGCAAAGAGGCGAUGGAAUCACCAUACCGGAGUUGCGCGUGGCAUAAGACCGAUCUCUCGGAGUGAGAGUGUCAAUGAGCAGAAGACUGAAUCUAGAUUUGAUGCGAAAAGGAAGCAAAGGCCGGCAUCGAGUCUUCUAACCCACAAAAACUUAAUGUUCGCCAGCUGACAUCUCUGAGUAUAAGAAAUACUGGACGAAGUUUCAGAGAACAGUUUCCGUGUGAAAACCCUCUGAAAAUUUUCGAUUUUAUUACGGUCGCAGGCGUUCAUUAAACCGAAGAAAGGACAACGGUAUUCGAGGACUGGAAGAACAAACAUUUGAUAAAUUCUUAGCUUUAUUUCCGGAAGGAAAAAAUUAUGCGAUAUGAAUCCACAUAUCUGCGCGGCUUUGGCAGAGAUUCUAUCUGCAUGAGGUGAUAAAGCAAGCUUAUUUGUAUAACUUAGACCUAGGUCCUUUAUGGUGAGGCAUUCUGAGAGUGGGUUAUUCUGAAAAAUUAUGGGACCAGGAAGUUUGGUAGGACCAAAAGACAUGAAACUACACUUGGAUGAUGAAAACUCCAUCUGCCAUGUCGAACCCCAUCUGCUUAAGCUUAGUAAAUGGGCGUUAAUUUUUUCACCAAAAACGUUUGCGGUGUCCUUAGAAUAUGAGUAAACACGCCUGAGGUCAACGGCAUAACUAAAAGUUUGCAAAUUUCCGAGUUCAGUCGAAAUAUCAUUGAUGUACAAAAGGAAGAGUAGCGGACCCAGGACCGUGCCUUGAAGUACGCCACUCGUGAUCGAGUGGGGUUUCGAGUAGCUAUUACCGACCAUGACUUUCUGAUAUCGGGUGGACAGAUAGGACCUGAUGAAGUCGAGUAGAGGCGGCCGGAUGCCAAGAGCUUCCAAUUUUACUAAAAGACGUCUAUGGGCACCUUGUCAAAGGCUUUGCUAAGAUCGAAGUAAAUAACUACCACUGACUGCCGCUCAUUACGAAGAGAAGUGAUUAGAUUAAGAUCCGGCAACUGGCCAUGGUAGGUGGUCGAAAUGAGGAAGACUUCCUCAGAAACCUACUGACGGUUCUAUUGGGCCCGCCCUCAUGCCACAACUUCUGUUGGGCGGGCGGAUCCAAGGAGAAGAAGUCCUUCAUGGCCUGUCCACUUUUUCCUGUCCUUAAAGGUAAGUGCAAUUUUUGUUUAUUUUCACGCGCAGAUGCCAUUGCCUAACAUCCUCGUUUUGGCAACUGCACUAUAGAGAUAUUUCGACGGACAGAAAUCAGGUGUUUUCAUGGAUCACAGGAUCGGGACGGAGGAAGAUCGACACGUCGGCGGAACAUUCGUCAGGCACAAACUUUCGGGAUUUUCAUCCACAUUUAUUUAGACUACAGAAAUCACCAUAACUGCCGCCACAUGCCCACAAUUAUCCCCCGCCAAAGAACCGGUAAGCAAAUUUAUCGAAUUGCCAAUCCUACACAGCAUGCUAUUUACUCCAUGUGAUUUUUACUAUUAAAAUUGUACGUAUUGGAUACAGUGUAUCAUUACCUCCGUUGCGCCUGCAUUACGGAUGUCUUACGAAAGUUUUUUUAUGCAGGAAUAUCAAUGGCCAGUGAAAGUGACUUCUCAUCCUGGAUACGAAGGUCGCUGAAACCCCCAUGAUCCAAGACAGACUUUGUACAUUUACAUUUUUUGACUUACGUAUUCAAUAAAUCGUCCUUCCACAAUACGGCCUUCCGACUUUACCAUCUUCGGUAUCCGCGUUUGCCCUGUAGUGGGCCACAUACCGCCGUGGCCUAUCUUGCUUGGGACGUGGAGGUUCGCUGUCACUCGUUUCGGGAUUUUACGCUAGGCGACCAUUCGUCAUUGUUGGCGUUUACGGCCAAAAAAAUCGAGGCCGCGAUGAAUGGAAAAAACGAGAAAAAGUCCGCACGCAAUUUUUUUUCAAGGUGUGGUCAAGUGUGGCCAAGUGUUGAUGGCCACACCAUAGCCACACCAUUUGGCCACACCUGGCCGCACCAUAGCCGCACUUGGCCACACCAUAUUCGCCUCGGCCAAGUGAGGCUGGUGCUGACAGGGAAGGUACCAUAACCCACUAGGCAUGUGCACGAAUGUUGAUGUUCAUUCACAAUGUUACGCUAGUGCCGCAAAAUUUUCACAUAAAUGUGGAAGUAGCACUUAUAACCGGAACCGGAGUGAAUACACCCCUCCAUAGAAUGAUGAAAACUACCAAACGACACAGAAAAUGAACCGUGAUAGCCAUUCAGAGAUAAAGUCAUACGGAUCAGCGUGUAACUCAGCAGCCAAGUGACACUAAAUUUUUUAUGGUUUCGUUGGGACGAAGUCGAUUCGACUGUUGGGUCAUUGAUUAAGCGCUCAUAAGCGUCUGACAUGUGCGCACUGAAAGCCUCAUAUGUAACAGUCACAAUAGGUGAAUCUGUCAGCGAUGGAGGACAAGACGAAUAUACUUCUGUUAAUUAAUUUUCAGAAAUCGAUUAUUAUACGCGUUUUGUUAACACAUUCUCGAUGGUUGUGAAUGCUGUUCCUGAGAAAGGCUAGAGUAGGACAUUUAUGAUGUGCAUUAUUUUCCAGCAUGGUGAUACACGCCAUAUGCAAGGCCAUCUUCAGAGACAGCGAGACCUCUAGUAAGUACAUUAAGUCGUCGGAAGUGUUGGUUACGACAUUCAAGCAGCUCAUUUAUAAGUCGUCGGAAUACGCGAUUAUUGAAGAGAAUACUUAGUCCCUUAUUUCAGCCGUAGCAAAAUUAUAUGACAAAGGUUAGAAAUUACUUCAACAAUACUCACAUGCAAGUCUUCCUCGCAUCACAUUUCUACGUUUUAUAUUUUUUUCGCUCAUGAGUACACUCCAACAUUGACGACUUUUUGAAGUCCAAAUACCACUGAUUCUGUCAUGACACUUUUAAGAUUGUGUUUUGAAAUUCCGUCAAUUAUUCUCUUUUUGGUUGUACUCACCUGAUUUUAUUCAGCCAAAGCAACGGUUUACUGAUGCCCAGGACCGUAGAAAUCUUAGCCGAAAUUUUUAAAUCCAUGACUGAUCCCCGUAAUAACUCUGACCCGUCAAAGAAACUUUGUAGGAAGUUCGGGAGUUUGUAAAGUCCGUUCAAACAAAAGCGGGUGGAUAUCCCUUAAGACAUCGAAAAUAUAGAACAAAGAUCACUAUCCUCGUCAUCCUAUAGUUUUAGUUUUCUGAAAUGGACCCACAAAUUGUGAAAAUUCGUCUUGGAUAGCCCACUGAGACACGAUGUCGGGCUUAGUCCCACGGUUUGUCCGCAGUGCUAGGAGGCCAGUUUUUCAUCGCAAUCCACGAAUCUUCCCUCCAUCUAAAAGUAUCCUUAUACUUGAACGUCAUUUUCAGGCAAACUGCUGCGCGUUAGACAACCAACACCCAUCGAUCCCGUCGAGGAUGAGCUUCUUCAGAAAUGGUGGUCGGAUUACAAGCUGCAGACCGUGGCCAUAAAGUAUGCUGCACUUUGACCAAAAAUAUUCCCAGAAAUCUUCUUCGAACCACAUUUGCAUUAAAAUCUCCAGAUUCCCGCCAGGAAACUGUUUCGGAGCAGGCGUUUGACCCUUCGUUGGUUUUAAUAAACGACGAAUGGAACCGUGAGACUAAAAAGCUGCGUGAAGAAUAUUUCGUUUCGCAUUUUUCUGAAAAGAUAAUGGAGCAUCUUACCCGUCGACAGGAAUAUGAUGAUAGGGAAAAAGCGCGCGUUGAGAAACUCAAAGCAAAGUUCCUCUCCAUGCUCGUAAGUUGUUCUUGCCGACCUACAUUACCCGGAAUCGUCAUGCACUUCGGUGGAUUUUGAAAACUUUUAAAUGCCUAGAUAGUCAAGUAAUGUUUUUGUGCCUUUUUUACUCUGCACCUAUGUUGAUUCUGCCUAUUUUGCAUUAUAGGAAGAGCCAGACCGUAUGGUUACCAUCGAAAAUAUUGACUCCAGAUUAGACGAAGUCAUGAACUCCCAACCCCUGGACUUCAAUUAUGCCGUUGAUAGCUCUGGGAGACCCCUUAAACACUUGAAGGCAUCCGCGGACAGCCAGAGCCCCUGA
This is a messenger RNA of Spirometra erinaceieuropaei, 6180 nucleotides long. The record is from the annotation of a GenBank genome assembly. NCBI's taxonomy places the organism in Eukaryota, Metazoa, Platyhelminthes, Cestoda, Diphyllobothriidea, Diphyllobothriidae.